AUGAGUUCGUUUGGUGUUGCGAUCGCAAGUGGUCCAAUUGAUCUGCGAGUACGGCACAUCGAUGCACUGGCAAUGCUACUGCGAUUCAAAGACGGAGAGGAUCACGAAACGGAAGCGAUUGCAAACAAAUGGUAUAAAUGGCUUGGUGAUCCAUUCUCAUCCAUGAUUGUUGCAUACCUCAUCAGACCAUUUCCCGAUCUUCGGAUGGCAUCGUUGCGAUUGGUAUUUGAGCUGAUUGGAUAUAAAUGGGCGAUUGGAACACUCUGUCGCACCUCAAACUUUUUGGAUAAUGUAAUGAAGCGAGAGAUUGAGACAGCAGCUGAGGGGCGGCAGUGCAGAUAUGAUAUUGUUUGCAAACUGAUUGAUAAUGGUGAAACGAUCAUUCCACCGGAAGAUAUGAUCAAACUGAAAUUGUUCCGUCGUGAGGGGGCAUUUUUUGUGGAACGAAAACCGAUGAUCGAUAUGGAAAACGACUAA
Messenger RNA from Gongylonema pulchrum, 477 nucleotides. The record is from the annotation of a GenBank genome assembly. Lineage: Eukaryota; Metazoa; Nematoda; Chromadorea; Rhabditida; Gongylonematidae.